ACUCGUGCUGGAACCCGAAGUUCAAAUCUGCUAAGACAUCUGCAGAAGGGUUUCCUUCCCUCAAUCUGUUCUCUUCCUGCAGCAGGCUACAUGUUUGGGAGGGCUAUCGUAUGUUCAGAUGCCUCAGCUGAAGCUGCAAGGUAUGGAUACACAGCAAUCGAUAGGCGAGAAGGUUUCCUUGUUCUUGCGGUUGCUUCUCUAGGGGAUGAGAUAAUCGAAGUUACGAACCCACCCGGGGAUACAAAGUCCUUAGAAGAGAGAAAGGUUGGAGUGAAAGGGAUAGGGAGGAAGAAGACUGAUGAGUCUGAGCAUUUUGUUAUUAGAUUGUAG
Molecule: messenger RNA, 330 nt
Organism: Beta vulgaris subsp. vulgaris (sugar beet)
Lineage: Eukaryota; Viridiplantae; Streptophyta; Magnoliopsida; Caryophyllales; Amaranthaceae
Product: protein ADP-ribosyltransferase PARP3-like
Exons: 2
Molecular function (GO): NAD+ poly-ADP-ribosyltransferase activity
Source: RefSeq, a predicted model, not a curated record